Messenger RNA from Rasamsonia emersonii CBS 393.64, 1074 nucleotides. Its product is annotated as GPI anchored serine-threonine rich protein. Lineage: Eukaryota; Fungi; Ascomycota; Eurotiomycetes; Eurotiales; Trichocomaceae. The record is from RefSeq and is a predicted model, not a curated record. Bases 1 to 1074 code for a protein of 357 amino acids. The transcript has 2 exons.
AUGGCAUUUCUCCGCAGGCCUUCGAAUGCGGGUUUCUCUCUGGGUAAUUGCGCAUUAACUCGAAACAAGGCCCGUCCGCUACUGCUGAGCAGCCCUCUCAUAGGUUCGACGCUGCAAGAUGGCAUUACAGACGAGAAUGGCCCUAAGCAAGCAACUCCAGCGACUAUGCGUUUCUUCACUGCUUCUCUCUCCACUGCCCUGGCGGCGCUUGCCUCCGCCUACACGCAGCCCGACUACUCGAAGCCUCCGACGGGCAACCCUAUCUAUACGCCUGGCCUGAACCAGCAGGUGCCCGUGGGCAGCCCCUUUGAAAUCACCUGGCAACCUACCACUCCGGGAACCGUCUCCCUGGUGCUGCUGCGUGGUCCCAGCACCAACGUGGUGCCCCUCUACGCGAUCGCUGAGAACAUCCCCAACACCGGCAAAUUCUCCUGGACUCCUUCGACCCAGCUGCAGAAUGACGUGACCCACUACGGUCUGCUCCUGGUUGACGACGCCACCGGCCAGUACCAGUACUCGACCCAGUUCGGCAUCAAGAACCCCGGCUCUGGUGCUGCCCCAUCUGCGACCACUGUCGAUGUUGAGGAGACCACCACCAUCUGCCCGGAGACUGAGAGCCCGACUGCUGCCCCGACGCCAUCUGAGACGACCGUUGAAAUCGAGGAGACCACCACCUUCUGCCCGGAGUCGGCGACUGCUACUCCUUCCCCGCAGCCAGUGGUGACUACUCCCUCCUCGUCUGCUGUCUCGACGCCGGCGGUUACCGCUACCCUGACGCCGGCGACCCCGACGCCCUCUGCGACGACUGUUGAGAUUGAGGAGACGACUACUUUCUGCCCGGAGUCGGAGACGGCGACUGCGUCCCGCGGCGUCUACCCCGUUGGCACUGGUAACGCUUCCGUCCCGAUUGUGUCUCCUACCAAGACGCCCUACGUGCCCACCACCCUCAGACCGGUGGUCACCGGCACUGGCUCUGCCGUCCCGCCGAAGUUCACCGGCGCUGCGGACCGCAACAUGGUCAGCUUCGGUGGUGUGGCCGCCGUUGCCGGUGUGGCCGCUCUCCUGGCCUUCUAA